Messenger RNA from Betta splendens (Siamese fighting fish), 1127 nucleotides. It is a transcript of the gene lyrm1, whose product is annotated as LYR motif containing 1. NCBI's taxonomy places the organism in Eukaryota, Metazoa, Chordata, Actinopteri, Anabantiformes, Osphronemidae. Bases 173 to 535 code for a protein of 120 amino acids. The record is from RefSeq and is a predicted model, not a curated record. Gene Ontology annotation, cellular component: mitochondrion. The transcript is spliced from 5 exons.
AAGAAGUGACAAUAAUAGUGCUUUUUAGUUUCCUCUUUUUAAAUCUUCCCAUGUCAUAAACCCAGUCGAUGCAACGUCAUCAUCCGGCGACACGUGUGUCUGCUGUCCUCGCAGCUAGCUUGCCUCCUCUUCACUCCCAGUCGGCCCCUACGACUCACUUUAGUCCCAGGUGAUGGCCUCCACGCGCAGGACAGUGCUGUCACUGUACACGCGGGUGUUCCGCGUCGCUCGAACCUGGCAGGCACAGAGUGGAGUAACAAGUGACACAGAGACUGAGAGAAAGUACAUACGUCAGGAGGCCCGGAAUCUCUUUAGACAAAAUCAGAAGAUUACUGAUCAAGAAUCAAUAAAGAAGUGUAUAGAGGAAUGUGAAGCAAGGAUAGAAAUAGGUCUACAUUACAGAAACCCAUUUCCAAGAGCAACCUACCUACCACCAAUGGGACUGGCGACUCAGAAGGGCAGGAAACUGCGAGCGCAGCAGCGCCUGAGGAAGCAGGCCAAGCCAAUUUACUUACAGUCACAUGAUGAGACCUGAUGCUCGGUUUCUCCAAUCCUCCCCAGGGGUUUAGGUUGCCAAGGGCAGGAAACCACCAGAGUGCAGUUACUAUACUGGCUGAUCCCACAGGAUGAAAUGUUAAAAGCUCUGAUGCUAGAACAUCUGUCGUUUAAGGAAAAUCUAUUUUUUCUUGGGAACAGCAUGAGUUCGGCUUUCUCCUUUUGAGGAUCUUAUUGUAAUCUGUAAUAUAUACUUCAAGUUAUUUUUUUUAUUUGUAUAUAAAAUAAAUAUUGUAAUAUCUACAAUGACUUUGCAUCCUUUGUAUUUAUUUUUUAAGUUUUAGGACACGCUGUAAUGGCGUGUGUCUUUUUCCAAUUUGUGUGAAGAACCACUAACCACUAUGUAAGUUAGGUCCCAUUAGCUACUGUUUCAAUAAAUGAAGCCACUUCUCUAAAAUAGGAACAGCUGUCUCAUCUAAUGCAAAAAUUGCAAAUGUAUUUUGUGUUUUUGUGUAAUGUUGCUACAUAGGAAAUGGCUGCAAUGCAAAUGUACCUGAAAUUCCACUGUAGCUGCUGUAUUCUUUUGUAAUCCACUUAACAAUAGCUAUUAAAAAAUAAAAACUGCAACUCAG